AUGUUUGGCGACGGCCUCGCUUAAAAUUUCUUUGUGUUAUCGCUAAGUACCCUGGGAAAGAUUGGCAUUGUUGACAGAUCUGUGUUGUAAGGGCACAAAGCACAAGAUUACGUAAGCAACGACACGAUCAUAUAUAUACCUAUACAUGGAUUAUGGACUUAAAUGGACGAAAACCAUUAUUUUGUAUAGAAAACAGCACAAUAAGAUUGGUGAUCUUUCCUGAAGGUAUAAAUUGGAUAUUUGUCAAAUACAUAUUCUCGUCGGCUACGAGAACACACGUGUAGUUAAAACCGAAACUAAACGCCAGGGUGGUAAUUCCGAGAAGUGAUGAGCCUCAUUGGUCGACAAAGAAUGUAGUCGGUACCGAAGUACGUAGCUGUACGCUAGAAACUGAAAAAAGCAUGGAGACAAGGGAGCGACUUGUUCUCCGGAAGAAUCGUCGCUUCUUGAUCGACAACAUUGAUAUCAAGGCCGUUGUGGAUGGUUUGUAUGAAUCAAAUGUUCUAAAUACAGACGACCAGGAGAGGAUACAGGCAGAAGUUGUCACGGGCGAUCGAGUGGAAAAGCUUCUCAAAAUACUCCCAAGGAAAUGUAAAUCAUACCAGCCACUCUUAGCUAGCGUAGAUGAACAUAUUAGAAAACAUCUUCAAAGUUGCGAAAUUUCGCCGGAAGAAAUCAGCAAAGAGGAUCAGCAUCUGGAUGAUUUCGUUCGUGAUAUUUUGAAAGAAAUUUGCUGCGUAGAAGAAAAGUCAAAGGUGACAGUUUCUGCGUUGGAAGAUGAGGUUCGACAACAGAUCAUUGCGUCUGGAAUAGAAUACCGAUUGACGCAAGGUCAUCUACAAGCGUUGGUCUUGUCUACCUUCUGUGAUGUUGCCCUCGGAAAAAGAGGAGGGAGACGAGAGAGAACUGCUGUGUAUAAAAAUCUUUCGUGGCGACAAAAGGACUUGGUAUCAGAUGGAAAUGAUUCUGGUGAUGAAGAAGCACAUGAAAGCCAAACGCACAGCCGUCUGCGUAUUGAAGAAAUGAAUGCGGAGGAACUUUGUCACGUUCUCGAGGAAUUCAAUCCAGACGCUAACAGAUUAGAUCCCAAGAUACUUACCAUAUUCAAAAACGAAAAUGUCGAUGGAAAGAUAUUUAAAUUUUUGAUUUACGAAGAAACAAAGGAAAUUUUGCCUGGAUUUUCCUUUCGAGAUAGGAAAAAUCUCCUGAUAACUCGAGAUGAACUGAUAAGAUGUGAAAGAGCUGGAGAACUAGACGCAUCGAUUGAUAGACCAGGGAAAGAGAAACUUAAAGUAAAAAAUACCGAACGGAAAGCAUACUUUCGAGAAUCAUUUCGGAAAUUUGAAACGCCCGUGGGUAAUCUUGACAAUUACCGAAAAUCUGCAGUAAUAAGAACCAGUAUAACGAGACCACACAACUUGAUAGAACCUGUUCAUCUUUUUCUCAGCAAAGACGAAGGAGAAAAGAUAAGAUGGAUCGCUGAAGAGACUGUCCGUUUUGCUUCGGCGUGCAUGAAUGAAAGGACGAACGGAACCAUUCAUUUUGGUGUUGAACGAAAAGCCAACAGUGAUUGCUUGGAAGGGGAAAUUGUCGGUAUAGAAGUGGAGAAGGACAGCUGUAAGGAAGCACUCUAUCAAGCCAUUACUUCUCAUUUCUAUGAGGACCAAAUAGAGUUGGCUCUGAAGUGCAUCAGACCAGUUGAAUUUAUUGAGGUGAGCAGCGUCAAUCAACAUGAACAAAACCUUGUUGUUGUUGAAGUCGACAUCAUUCCCAACUCCACUUUAGUUCAAGAUGAGGCGGUAUACGUAACGUUUGAAGAGGGAAUGGUUUUAUAUCGCUUCAUGAAUGACGACCCACAUCCAUCAUCACUGACAGAGGAACAGACACGCCAGUAUAUGAAAUCCAAAAAAGAACUUGCGCAGUACAGAAAACAACAGGAACAGAUUCCUAAGACAGUACCCAUACAAGAAGAUCUCAGACAGAACUUCUUAAACUUAUUUUCCGGUGGUUGCGAAACUCUAGCUGAAGAAAUUUAUCCUAUUAUAUUCCUCAGUCCAUUGGAAUGCAGCACUGAUCUUAACUUUACAGAAAACUUCCAAUUCGUCAAUGACAUUGAGCCAUGUAUAAUCUUUGAUUUUGAUUCUUCCAGCGGUGCCAACGGAAUGUACAAUUUCAUAGAGGUUGAAAAGGAACAAGUCGUGAAAGUGUUGACUACAGAAAAUUUCGACAGAAAUUCUGAAGAAAAUAAAACAGACCACGAUCGAAGAAAUCAUUUGUUUGAUGAUCUUAAAACCUCGGCCUUAAGACCUUGGGUUUUUUGCAAUGGGUAUGACGUCAUGGAAAAAGAACCCAUGAUCGUGUUAGACUGGAAAAGAAAAAGAAGUGAAGGAUUCAAAGAGGCUUUGAGAUUUUAUGGAGAAGAAAUUCCCAAUGGGAGAGCGAUGGUCAUUUUUCUUCUGUUAUCGAAGAACUAUGAUGUACUUCUUGAAGCUGCAGAAGAGGUUAUACUGAAGUUCCAGGACCAAUGGAUGCUACUUGCACCGACGGAGGACAUCGCCAAUAGUUGGAUUAGCGAAUUGCUGAGACGACAGAGUAUUGACAGGAAGACAAUGUCAGAAAGAUGCAUUGUAGGACUACCAUGGAACCAUGUUAAUAUAAUGCUGCAACAAUUAGUUUCUACAGACAAAAGGGGAUCGUGUGAAAUUGCAACGUCAAAAGGAGCAUUUUGUUGUUUGCGUGAUAAAGUAAGAAACGAAAUGUACGACCUUGAGAUACUCAGCAGAAAGGAAUGCGAUGACACAGAGAUAGCCAAUGAUCCAGAGAAAGUUGAAAAGCACAGUAUGGAAACUCAGGAGUCUUUUUUUCGGGGCGUCCAGGUUACAUGGUGGAACUAUUGGUUUGGCUCUGAUCAUGUAUUACUGAGAUCACAGCAUCCCAGGCUGAUGGACAUCCUUACAAAUGCGCUGAACGGAAAACAAAAUGACGACGAUUGCAGAGUUGCUAUCGUCAACCUGAUUCACCAACCGGGAGCAGGUGGAACUACCUCAGCAAGACAAUUACUAUGGGAUUUACGAGAGAAGUAUAGGUGUUGUAUUGUGAAGCAAAUCACUGAUCAAACGUGUGACCAAAUUGCUCUGCUAAGAAAUUAUGAAGACCCAUCCACCCCCAAACCGCCGAUCAUAUUGCUGGACAAUUGUGAUGAAGAGAAUGUUCAAAACCUUUACGCAUCAUUGGAGAAUCGAGCCAGACUUGCUGCAAAACGAAGCGAAACAACACCCUUUCCCUGUUUCUGUGUUCUUCUUCUUUGCACUCGGAGAACAAACCUGCCAACGAAAACUGACAAAUCAGUUGUUCUUCUGAAACAUGAGUUGGAACCCCGUGAACUAGAAUGGUUCAACAAAAAGUAUGAAUCUCUUGAACAAAAGUAUCAAAACGAGAAUGGCGUAAAUCCUCGUUUACUGAUAUCUUUCAACAUUCUGAAAGAAAACUUCAAUCAGGAAUAUAUUACUCGUACUGUUCAACAGUAUGUUGAUAGUAUUGAAUCUGAACUGGAGAAAUACCUGUUAUUGUACCUGGCCAUGAUGAACAGCUAUGACAUUGACUUCAAGUCCAUACCUAUCAGCGCCUUUGACACGAUGAUGAGUACUGGAUCAAAUGUUAUUUCAUUUGGCUUAGUAUCACCUCAACGUCAGAGGUUGAAAAGACGUUGGGAGAGCCAUAUGAGUUCUUCUUUGCAAGUUCUGUUGAACCGAUCAUCUCGAGGGGGUUUAGGUACAAACCUUCGGGCUCUUUCCAUCAUCAACAAAUUGUUUGCACGAGAAAUAUUUAAAUUCUUACAGGCAAAGCUAGCGAUGGAAACGAGCGGCGCUAUGCUAAGUUUUCUGCAUUCACCGGUUUUUGACAACCAGAACAGGUCAGUUGAACAGGUUAAGAAAAUCGUCAAAGAUAUUCUGAAAAAGAGGGAACAGCUUGAAAAUGGAACGAGAGCAAAAUUUUCACCUAUGCUUGUUGAAAUCUGCUUGAAAGAAGACCCUGACAAAGCAGCGGCAGUUCUUUUGAAGGGAUUUCGCAUGACGCUGGACCCAAUGAUUGCGCAACAAAUAGCAAGGUUUUACAUCAGUUGCAAAAAUUGGGAAGAGGCAAUCAAAUAUUCCAAGAUAGCUACGCAAAUGAAGCCCAACAGUUCAUACUUAUGGGAUACUUUUGGUUUGGUGUACAAAAACCAAUUGCAACAGAAGUAUGAGUGCUGUCUCCAACAAGGAACCAAACUAUCCAUGAAUGAGACGAGGGACGUUAUUCAGUUAGCAAGUACAGGCAUAGACAUAUUUCACAAAGAACAAUCAGUCAGCGAACAAGAAAAAAAUGCUUCUACAAAUGACGCAGGAUACUACAACGAAGUAUAUCUAGUGAUACUUCUGUUGGAUUUGCUGAAGGUAUCGUCACCAAUCGACAGACGGACAUUGCAUACCAUUUUGGUUGAUCGAGAUAUUGGGUAUGAAAAGAUCAGCUGCUCCGACCUCGACAAGGAGACUUUUGAAUAUUUGCGGACUCUUCGGCUUCAUACUGAUGCAGCUAUGAGAAAGUUGGAAGACAAAAUUACCCAACUAAAGGACAGUGCAAUGAAAAACGCACAUCUGGGUAAAUCUGGAUUUGCAUAUCGCUCAAUAUCUCAUCUCAGGGAAAACGUAGAUAGCUACUUUGGUGAGGAUACAGAUGAAGUGCCUGAAUACUUGAGCCAGAAAGAUAAGACAGAUUUUAGAAGACGGCGAAUCCGUAAACUUGGCGGGAGAUCCCUAGCCAACAUCCUUGCACUGCGACGUGACCAGGACGGUGAAAGAAAAUUGAGGACAAUAUUCAGCCAUCUUCAAGCAAAUUUGGGCUCGGAAAAUGUCGAAGCAUUCGACAUCAAAAGUUUCAUAAGUGUGGCACUUGUGAUGCAUAUAACGAAUGUUGAACGUUGUCCAUAUCCCUUUGAGAAGUUGGUUGAAUUGAGCAAACGACUGUACACUAUGCAGAAUGAGAGUCAAGAAGAGCUACCUUACUUGGAGGUAUUCUUAUACUUGAUGAUGCUUCACUGGCCAACAGAAUGCAGAAAACACCUGCCACUAUACCCUAUCGGGAAACUUCCAGAUGCUAUGAAGAAUUGGAAAAUAGCCUUUCAAAGGAACCAUCCACGUCAGAUGAGCGGCAACCCAUAUCGUAUGAAGAGGGAAACAACAUAUUUCUUUCUUGGGAAAGGUGAGGGAUACGACGAAAUUGUUUAUUAUGAAGAGUUACACGGCAGUCAUAUGGGUAGAUAUUUCAAAGGAGACACCGUAUGGUCGCAGCAGCAGACCAUAGACAGAUUGAAGCGUCUUGAAGGGAUACUGAUUAACGAUGGAACAGAUGUGUCCGUUCAGAUAGAGACCGCCGGGGGCAACAAAACACAUAUAGUUAUCCCCACUGGGACGCACAUUGGGCAACGGACCCUUUGGCAAAAGAGAGUCUACUUUUACCUAGGAUUUACUUGGUCAGGACCCAAAGCCUUUGAUGUUACACGGGAUGACAGAAAAUCCACCGACCAGGUUGCUCGGUGUUCUAGCCAUUUCAUAAAACCCAAAGGUAGAAACAUUCCAUUGAUACAAGAACCUGACGUUGCGCAGCAGAUUGUUACUAUCCACGAUUCACUAAGGAAGAUCGACCAGCUGAAAAUAAUGAGAGGAUGGAGCAGUCGAGAGAAAAACCUCAUCAAGCAGGAGCCUGAAUUACGGAGGAACCUCGCAAUCCUUAUCAAACGUCGGCAGGACUUCUUCGAGGCACCAAUUUAGUUUUUGUGUCGCCUACGACAGAUGUCGGAAAGACACAGAGGCGCUGCUUUUCCGACGGCGACGGCGGCGUCAACAAUGUUAAGGUUUUGCGUUUAGCUCUGUUUCUGACAAAGCUACACCAACAAAACCUCGAUCAUAGAUGUA
Molecule: messenger RNA, 5951 nt
Organism: Mizuhopecten yessoensis (Yesso scallop)
Lineage: Eukaryota; Metazoa; Mollusca; Bivalvia; Pectinida; Pectinidae
Product: sterile alpha motif domain-containing protein 9-like
Exons: 7
Coding region: 402-5807 (1801 amino acids)
Biological process (GO): regulation of apoptotic process
Cellular component (GO): cytoplasm
Molecular function (GO): protein binding
Source: RefSeq, a predicted model, not a curated record